This is a messenger RNA of Aspergillus candidus, 1059 nucleotides long. RefSeq lists its product as uncharacterized. The transcript has a single exon. Lineage: Eukaryota; Fungi; Ascomycota; Eurotiomycetes; Eurotiales; Aspergillaceae. The record is from RefSeq and is a predicted model, not a curated record. The coding region runs from base 65 to 1009 and encodes 314 amino acids.
UCUUACACAUCUCUCACUUCCCUUCCUCUCACACCCAUCAUCGACCCUAGGCUUUCACGCGAUCAUGGAUUCUCUCUAUCAUACCGCAGAAAUAUCUCGGGGUUCGUCAUCUGAACCUCUAUCCUCUGAACCCUUGUCACUUGAAGUUGAUUCCCAAGACUUCUUUAUGCGUUCAGCAAAAGAGGGGGAGCAGCACCUGUUUACAACUCGACAACUUCUACAGAGAAUCGUUGAACACAGGCUGACUGCACUGCAACGCAAUCAGACCCUCGACCAGUACAUAGUUUUUUUAUCUGUGCCGCCAGCAGAGUUUUCAAUACUGGAUAAUGAUCACCAACGGACAGGGAAAUAUUAUCGACUCUUCUAUCACGAGCUUACCGGAACAUUGCUUAUUAAAGUGAUGCCGAAUCCUGCUCACGAGCUUGCGGCAGAAAGUUUUAAGUCCCUUGUUUCUGUCAAACUCCACGCCCUGAACAUAGACGACGAAGUCUGGCCAUAUGGAUCGACAACGGUGACAGGGGGUGGUUGGAAAAAACAAGCAGAUUGUUGCUGGGCGCCCGCCUUGACGAAUGCAAGCCUGAGUCUCGUUGUAGAGGUUGGUCUGUCUGAGUCGGCAAGACGACUUGCACUCGAUGCCCACGGUUGGCUUGAACUUCAGGCUUCAGUGAAACUUGUGAUCACAAUAAGCAUUAAAAGCAAAAGACCUGAAAUUGUUUUCACCCGAUGGGAGUUGCUUCCCCUUCCCCGAAUUGAUGGUGCUAUCACCAGAGCCCCCCCCGCUUCAGCACGUCAAGUUGUAUCUUUGAAGGUACAUCGAAUCAAUAAUACUACAUCUGUAACCGGAGAGUCUACGAUGAACGGCAUAAGUACAACCUCGCAACUAGUAAUCCCUUUCGACAAGCUUGUUAACCGCCCUCCCCACCAUCCCACAGAGGAAGACUUGGUGAUAACUGAAGAGGAGUUGAGAAGGUUGGCAGAGCGUAUUUGGAAGCAGCAAGGUUUCUUCUAAGCCAUCCGAUUCUGAUAGUUAUACUCGACCAUGACAUCCAUGUACCCAAA